UUGCCGUUCGUGGGAAAAGAGGAAGAAACCACCUUUCGCUGGUUUGGCUUCUUCUUCGCCUACCUCGGAAACGACAGCAACCAUCUUAACAUCUUAAACCAUCCCACUCCAAGUCUUCUCAAAGAACACAACUUGGAUCAAGUAACUGAUGCUUCCAGUGAAGAGCCGCAGUGGGAAAUGAUGGACCCUGAGGUGUCUGUGCUGCUGCACUGUGCACACUGGCAUGGGCUGCUCGAGUCUCAAGUACAAGUGGAGCUUUCAGAAAGGUUUAACAGGCAGACAGAUCUGGCUCUGGAGCGUCACAUAGAUGAGGUGUGGACGAAGCGGGUGUCCAAGGAGCCGUGGCUUUUCAACGGGGCAAAAUUCAGGCUACAUUCUUUCUGCUUAGCAGAUCCACAAAAUCCACCUUCCACUCCGUUGUCCCAUGGCACCAUUUUCCACCACACAGAGGACCAAAACAAUCAAGGACAGAGGGAUUUGGGUGAAAUACAUAACAGGUGUAUAAGUCAGACAGAAAAUGCUGAGGGUGCCUCUAAUCAUGACUACAGAGAGUUUAAUGGCAUUGCAGACAAACUUCCUCCACACCCUGCACCCCUCCUCACUCUGAGGUUAGGCCUCACGUGCUACAAGGACUACCUGGGGACAAACUGGUCGUGUGGGGUGGCCAAGCUGCGACAGCGUGGUGAGGCCGAGUUCGGAGAUCCUCUGACGCUGCUGGCUCAGCCUCUAGGUGUCGGUGCCAUACUGUGCACCAGCAAUGGUCAGGUGGUCAUGAUCAGGAGGAGCCAAAAGGUGGCAGAGGCGGGAGGGCUCCUGGAUAUCCCCGGAGGCCACCCAGAGCCAAAGGCUGUGUGUGAGCGUCUAGGACAGAGGGUGUGUGAGGAGCAGAUCGGCAUAGCCAUGAUGGAGAGGAAGCCAGAGACCAUCGUCUCAGAGCUUUUCUCCUCUGUGUGCGCCGAGAUCAGAGAUGAGGUGAAUAUUCCUCUGAGCUCCCUAGGACCGCCCGUCCUGAUGGGCGUCGCUCUGAAUCACACCAGCGCUGGAAGACCGAGUGCCGAGUUUUACGUCAGUUGCUCCUUAAAUUCUGAUGAAGUGAGAAAGUUGUACUGGAAAGGAGGAGUGGAGGCCAGCGAGUCCACAGAGGUCGUCUUUGUCAGCAGAACGGAAGUUUUGCAGCUGGACAGAAGCAGCCCUCUGUGGUCGGAGCUUUGUCCGUCAGCUAAAGGAGCCGUGCUGCUUUAUCAGACUGUUAAACCUGACGUAGUUCCAGACCAACGCGGACGAGGCGAUGCCAAGUUGACACCACCACAUGUGCACAAAGAAACAGACUGAUUAAAGUUUGGGGUUUUAUUUACAAGUUACUGAUAAUUCAGUACUGUGUAAUUCAUUUAUACACUGUACAGCAAGAACAAGUAAAAAUGUAUUAAAAUAUUUUGAAUAAAAACCUAAA
Maylandia zebra (zebra mbuna) is the source of this 1450-nucleotide messenger RNA. It is a transcript of the gene nudt22, whose product is annotated as nudix (nucleoside diphosphate linked moiety X)-type motif 22. Lineage: Eukaryota; Metazoa; Chordata; Actinopteri; Cichliformes; Cichlidae. Gene Ontology annotation, molecular function: GDP-mannose hydrolase activity. The record is from RefSeq and is a predicted model, not a curated record.